GGUUGCAUUUUAGGCUGAAUAUUUUAUAAAGUUUCAUGUUUAUUUGCUCUAUGACCACAAAUGAGAGAAAUACUGCUCCACCUGGUACAUUUUUAAUGGGCUGCUGUUCAUUCACCAUGUGGCUCGUACAUUACUGGAGGCUAUGAGCUUGUUACACCAACAACAAUUGUUGAAGAGAAAAAGAGUGGCCCUGAAGCCCAAGGAAAAAUAUUUUUAGAUAACCGAGUAGGUUGUUUGGUAUGAAUGCUCUGCUCUUAGCAGCGUGGUUUGGUCACCUGUCAAUCCUAAAGAUCCUUGUCUCAACCGGGGCAAAGCUCACCUCUGAAAACAAAAAUGGCUUGAAUCUUUUGCUCUGUUCUGCCCAGAGGGGUCACAUCAGUAUUCUGAAGUAUAUCAUGGAAGAUCUGGAAAAUGUGCAGCUUAAUAAAGUCGACAAGUCAGGUAAGACGGCGUUUCAUUUAGCCACAGAGCAUGGACACCUGGAGGUGGUGGAGUUUCUCAUUGGCGUGGGCUGUGCUCAUGAUCUCAAGGACAAGGAGGAGAACACUGCACUGCAUUUGGCAGCUAAGCAAGGCCACAGCGACGUCCUACAGAAGAUUAUUGAGACCGGGGAGAACAUUGAUGAAAGAAACAUUGACGGCAUGACUGCUUUACAUUUGGCAGCUGAAGGCGGUCAUUAUGAGUGUAUCAGACUGUUGCUUGAGGCUGGCUGCAAUGUGAAUGAACUUACUCAUAACAACAGAACAGCUCUCCAUCUGGUGGCCCAGCAUGGCUCAAGUAGAGAGGUCGGACUGCUGGUACAGGCUGGGAUCAGUCUGGAUUCUGUAGACACUCAACAUACGUCAGCUCUACACCUGGCAGUACUCAACAACUCCACAGAAAUAGUGAAGGAUCUUAUCAAUGCAGGAUGCGACCUGGACAUCUUUGACAAUCGGCUUCAAACUGCUUUGCACAUAGCAGCAGAACACGGAAGGCUGAACAUCGCUGAGAUGAUCCUGAUAUCUGGAGUCAACCUCAAUCUACUCGACAAGCAGAGGAAGACAUCACUUGAUGUGGCAGCACGAGCCAACCAUGUGAAUGUUGUUGACAUGAUUAUCAAAGCUGAUAGAUUUUACAAAUGGGAAAAGGAAAAUGUGACAAGUGACUCUGACUCUCUGGUGGGAACGAGUCUUACCUUUAAGCAAGACCAUCAAAAGGAGACACAACAUAUCCGAUCCGUCCUAUGGAAACUUUCCUCCAAGUAUCUCAAUCCAGGCGAGUGGAAAACACUGGCUCGGCACUGGAAGUUCUCUGAAGCACAUAUUCGAGCCAUAGAGCAACAGUGGACAGGUUCAAAGAGCCACAAGGAGCACGGGCACAGAAUGCUGCUCAUCUGGCUGCACGGUGUGAUCACCGCUGGACAAAACCCCAUCAAGGGCUUGUACGAAGGUCUGGUCGGAAUCUCAAGGAUCGACUUGGCAGGAUGCGACAGCAGGCAAAUGCGGAUCCGUCUUCUGCUAAAAAAUGCAGUGCAAUGUGAUGGGAGAUACAUUGAGAUCAGUCUGGAUUGAGCGCAAACCAACCAGAAGAUUGCUUUUGAAACACAGAGAACUAAGGGAAGCACACAUACUACCUAAAAAUACAACCUCAGUGAUGUGACUUCACAACAAGAGCAAACAUUCACAGCAAACCAGACUUUGGAUUGAAACUAUACGUUUCUGUGGAUCCAGAUCUGUUACUUUUGGAGAACAGCUUCAAAUUUUCUUCAUA
Molecule: messenger RNA, 1749 nt
Organism: Pimephales promelas (fathead minnow)
Lineage: Eukaryota; Metazoa; Chordata; Actinopteri; Cypriniformes; Leuciscidae
Source: RefSeq, a predicted model, not a curated record